AUGUUACUGCCCCGGACUUUCUGGCUCCAAAGACGGUUCGUUCAAACACGGGUAGGGUACGACGGCAGCGCCAUGUCGAAGCUGAACAUCGACAACUUGAAGAAGGGCAUUGUCCAGAUUCUGGACGGAAGCAAAGAAAAGCAAAGAAAGUUCCUGGAGACUGUGGAGCUCCAGAUUGGCUUGAAGGACUAUGAUACCCAGCGUGACAAGCGCUUCGCAGGCACGAUCAAGCUGCCCAACGUGCCGCGGCCGCGCUUGAAGGUCUGCGUGCUGGGAGAUGCUGUGCAUUGUGAACAAGCCCAGAGGGCCAAUGUCCCUUUCAAGAGCGUUGAGGACCUGAAAAAGCUCAACAAGAACAAAAAAAUGGUGAAGAAGCUGGCAGACAGCUUCGACGCCUUCUUGGCUUCUCAGGUGUUGAUCCCACAGAUUCCUCGUUUGUUGGGGCCUGGCUUGAACAAGGCUGGAAAGUUCCCCACCUUGGUCCAACACUCCGACAACUUGGAGACCAAGGUCACUGAAGUCCGAAGUCAGGUGAAGUUCCAGUUGAAGAAGGUCCUGUGCAUGGGCGUGGCCGUUGGCAACGUGGGGAUGACCCCCGAUGAGCUGAGGCAGAAUUGCCUGAUGGCCAUCAACUUCUUGGUGUCGCUCCUCAAGAAGAACUGGAACAACGUGCCGUUCUUCCAAUUCCUGCAGUUCCAACUGCGCCUGGAAGUUGAGACUUGCCUCGACAACGAGGACCUCGAAGUCUCUGAGGGUGGGCUUUGGCAGAGCUUUCGCACCUGGGUUCAACCCAACCUGGGGAAGAAGGAGAAAUGGAUGCCCUUCCACACUGCCGGGAGCCUGGAUGGCACCGAAGGGCACCGAAGGUCCUGGAAGGUCCUGGAAGAAGUUGUUGUCCUUGGAGCCCAUGAGCUGUUCAUUGUGGAGCAGAUCCAUCAUAACAAAGAGCUGCCCUGGGAUGAGAAACGCAGCUGGGCUCACAUGGCGUUCCGCGCGCAUUGCCGAAGCAAUGUCUUCCGGGAAGCGCAGCUGCCUCUCAUGCUGCAGGAGCGUUUCUGGAGGGAUCCACUGGGCCAGUUUGCCGACAACGGCCCUGUCACCCGGUCCAUGCUCCAGUACCGGCGCAAGACGCGUCAGCCGUUGCAGACGUCCGCCUUCCUGGCGAUCCCGGAGCGCUUGUGCCCGGACGACGACGAAAACUUGGCGCGGAACGUGGCCAGGCGGACGCGGACGCUCUUGGAGGUGGCUGAGAAUGUAUGGCCUCUCGUCCACAACGAGAAGCUCACCAGCCUGGAGAAGUUUCAGGAGAUCUCCAAGACGAUCCAAGCUGGUCGACGCUUGGGAGACACCUGGUCCAAGAUGCUGAUGGUGAGCAUUGACAUCGCUUACCCCAAGUUGCAGCUCUUGGAGAGUACCUGCGACGUGGGCGUGGGAGCAUUAAAAGCUCUUCAGCGUUUGUUCAACGAUGGUCAAAAGGAGGAUCCUCGCGACUUGUUGGGCCAUGCCACACGUGCGGCCAACAGCUCAAAAGCGGCAGCAGCGCAGAAUUUCUGGCGCUUGCUGAAGAAGGUUGAAAGCCUUUGUCAGAAACGCUUCGCGCACCUGCCCUUGAUCUUGGAUCAGGUGUGUACCCCAGUGGCGCAACUCAGUGCAGUGACCUUGCAGGUCCAGCUGUGCGAGUGGCGUCAAUUCUUGGAUUUCCUGAGCAAGGCUGGGAACACUCCAGGAGAUGAGAUGCAGGAG
Molecule: messenger RNA, 1743 nt
Organism: Cladocopium goreaui
Lineage: Eukaryota; Dinophyceae; Suessiales; Symbiodiniaceae
Source: the annotation of a GenBank genome assembly